UAAAGUAUAUUUAAUAUCAUCUCAAGUUUUUGAUUAGUUAAUAGUAAUACAUGCUCACAUGAGAUUUAACAACAAUGAUUGUUUUUACCAAGGCUUUAGAUAAUGGUUGUAGUUCCACUGCGAACCUUUAUAUUGCAAUAAAAUGUAAGCAAAUUGUUAAGUAGUGAACUCGGAUUUCUGGCUUCGAGACGGAUUGUGAAACUUAUUGUUGAAGAGGAUGACGAUGGUGAUUUUGAGCUCUGCGUUGGGGUGGUGUACGUGCACACACUCGACGAUUAAGUAUGUUUUUGUCUGAGAAUGAGAGGUUUUUAGGAUUAGAAUUUAGUGUACCUUUGCAGCACCAGGUGUCCUUGUUUAUACAGGAUCUUCUUGGGGUUGAGUUGCGGAUACUAGGUUGCUCUCUUUAAGACGUUUUGAGGCACUGCCCAAAUUAUGCAAGACAAACUAUCAACCACGAAGUCUCCAACAUAAAACAACCCAUAUCACUGUAUCGGAGUUCUACUGCACCGUAGAAAACCGUUCUAGAAUUACACCCUCAAUAUGGCGGUCGAAUGACUACCGCUCGUAAUAUGACACUAAAACCACUCAAAAGAAAAAGAAGAAGUGAGUAAGAAAAAGGGAGAAGAGAGAAAAGCUUUAGAUACAGAGAGCUUUUGAUGUACUUUCACAGCGGCGGCGCACGCGAGUGAGUGGUGGUCAAUUUUGCAUUCGUUCUCCCUCCUUUACAAAAUUGAGAUACUUCUUGGGACACACCUCAAGUACCAUACCUCCACCUUAUAUACCCUACUAGUGUGUGAUAUCCCUCCUACGUAGAACUUCCUUAUUUUUCAAUUCACAACAACACUAGCUCUCAUUAAUGUCAUCAUUAUAUUCCAACAAACUUCCAUUAAAAUCAUCAUCAUUUCCAACAGAUUCAGGUUGUUAGAGAGGAAGUCCAUGAUUCUCAGAUCCCUUUUGAUGCAGAACGUGUGUCCUUCUUGGUACGAAAUGGUGAUUGCCACCUAGUGAUUGUGGUCAGGGUCUCUGAUUGCCAUCAAGUGGCUUCGGAUGUAGACACAGCAUACAGGAUAAGAGGAGAGAAACAAUACAUUGAUGGAACAAAAGGAGGUUCCAGAAGUGUUGCUCAACUCUGGCCACAAAAUGCCAAUGCUUGCCUUUGGAACUGCAGCACCGCCUCUCCCUCCAAAUGAUGAGCUCGUGCCCUUCUUUGUCGAUGCCAUCCAAGCCGGCUACCGCCAUUUCGACACUGCAGCUUUGUAUGGUUCUGAAGAGGCCCUUGGCCUAGCUAUAACACAAGCUCUACACCAAGGUCUUAUUAGAAACCGCAACGAGAUUUUCGUCACCACUAAGCUUUGGUGUACUGAUGCUCAUCCUGGCCUUGUCCUCCCUGCAAUCAAGAACUCAUUACAGAGGUUGAGACUUGAGUAUGUGGAUCUUUACCUAAUCCAUUUUCCAGUGAGAUUGAGACAUGGAAUUGAAGGGAAUUUAUCCAAAGAAGAUGUUCUUCCUUUUGACAUAAAAGGGACAUGGGAAGCCAUGGAAGAGUGCUCUAAAUUAGGCUUAGCAAAGUCUAUUGGUGUCAGCAAUUUCGGAGCAAGAAAACUUUCAGAACUUCUACAAAAUGCUACUAUUCCACCAGCUCUUAUUCAGGUUGAAAUGAAUGUAACAUGGCAGCAAGGAAAUCUGAGAAAAUUCUGCCAAGAAAAAGGAAUACACAUGAGUGCAUGGUCACCUUUGGGAGCUAAUGGUGCUUCCUGGGGUACCCUUGCUGUAAUGGAGAGUCCUAUCUUAAAGGACAUUGCAAUUACAACAGGCAAGACUGUGCCACAGAUUGCAUUAAGAUGGAUAUUGGAGCAAGGUGUGACUCCAGUGGUGAAGAGCUUCAACAAGGUAAGAAUGAGAGAAAAUCUUCAAAUAUUUAAUUGGGAGCUUAGUGAUGAUGAUUUGGUGAAGAUUAACCAAAUACCACAACGUAGAGCCUUCUUAGCAAAAGAUUUUGUAUCUGAAGAUGGACCUUACAAAACCUUGGAAGAUUUUUGGGAUGGUGAGGUAUGAUUUCCAUGGAUGUAUUUAGUCCAAAUUCCAAAUUCAAACGCACGAAAUAUUAACUCAGAUGCAAGAGUUUGAUGUAACCUCUCAAGGGACAAAAGUUUAAAUCUUUUCAUAACAUUGUAAUCAUCCGUGCCACUUUAACUAAUAAUAUUUUUUCCUUCUCUAGUGUUAAUAA
This is a messenger RNA of Cicer arietinum (chickpea), 2227 nucleotides long. RefSeq names its product methylecgonone reductase-like. Lineage: Eukaryota; Viridiplantae; Streptophyta; Magnoliopsida; Fabales; Fabaceae. The record is from RefSeq and is a predicted model, not a curated record. Gene Ontology annotation, molecular function: oxidoreductase activity, acting on the CH-OH group of donors, NAD or NADP as acceptor.